CGCUGUGACGUGACUGAAGUGUGAGCUGACGGCAGUGGAGUUUGAUGCGGAAGUCAAACGGCUGGGUCGGUGGCCGGUAGGCAGUGCAGUUACUCGCACGUUAGCGGGACCACGGCAGGGAGUCGGGCUUACGCUGCCGUCAAAUAGGACAGGAAGCCAUUGGGAGUUGGGCCCACCUGGACACUCUCACCUGUGCGGGACACCUGCAGACCAUGAGCAGCACAUACAGCGUGACCCUGGGGGGGCCUGGGCCCUGGGGCUUCAGACUGCAGGGGGGGAAGGAUUUCUGCAUGCCCCUCACUGUCUCCAGAUUGACAGAUGGAGGAAAGGCCUCAAAGGCACACAUCUCUGUCGGAGACGUGCUCCUGUCGAUCGACGGCAUCCAGACCAACGGAAUGAACCACCUGGAGGCUCAAAAUAAAAUCAAGGCCUGCACCAGCAAUCUCAAACUCACACUUCAGAAAGCUUCUGCGGUUCCCAAUGCUGCAGCUGCACCAAAGGACCAGCCCGUGGAGGUGAUUAAGCCCCUCCCCAUCGCACAGCAUGCCCCGCCCACCGCGCACGCCAGCCCGGCGCCCGGCUCCACCCUCAACAAGACGGCCCGGCCCUUUGGUGGAGGCGGCGGCAGUGUGGGCGUGGUCACCGCCUCCGUGUCUGCGCCCAAAGUGGCCUCCAUCCCGUCUGCGUCCUCCGCGUUCACCCGUGCGAACCCCACCUCUGUCCCCACCCCUGCCAAAGCCCCGCCCCCUUUCACCUGCUCACCGGCCACACACCCUAUAACCCGCUCGCCGGCCACGCCCCCUAUCACCCGCUCGCCGGCCCCGCCCACCUCCACCGCCAAGCAGAGCCCGGGACGCUCCCCCUUCCCUCCGUCCUCCUCCCCCGCCAGAGGGGCGGGGCCUCCGCCCGCUCCCGUCCCGUCGCAGCCCGCCGUGUAUAACUCCCCCAUCAACCUUUACUCCGCCCAGAACGCCUCCCAGCUCGCCACCGGGCAGAGGCGGGGCCUGCAGGAGGGCCUCGGCAGGACUGAGCAGCACAACGGAGCAAACCCCGCCCCUAUCUCCUCCCCUUUCACAGUACAAACCCAAUCCCAGCCUCUCCCCUUCACAGAGGCUGAAAGGUCGCCACGGAAACCCGUUGCUGAUGCGGAUGCGGAGCUCCAUUCUCCCUGCCAUGGCGAUGCCAGCAGGAAGCGGCUGGUGGAGGACACGGAGGACUGGCACCCCCGCUCCGGCACCACCCAAUCCCGCUCCUUCCGCAUCCUGGCACAGAUCACUGGCACCGAGCAGCAGGAUGGCCAGCAGGGGGAAGCAGGGAAGAAUGAGGUGGAGGUGCAGCCCAGCGCUCAUGUCGUAUCUGCAGUGAAGACCAUGACCAAAGCCCCUGCUGGCGGAGUGCGGCAUGGCAGCCCCAUCCCCUUCAAGACCCCCCCCGCCCAGGGCAAGCCCGCCGCCUGGAAGCCCGGCCCUUCAGCAGGUUCCGGGGUGCCCAAGGCCGCCCCCUCUUUCGGACGGGUGGGCAGCAACGCCCCCUCAGCCCGGCCCGCCCCUCAGCUGCCCCCCGGUGGCCAGGGCUCGCUGGUGCAGCGGGCGGAGCACAUACCUGCCGGGACUCGCACCCCCCUGUGCGCCUCCUGCAACAAGCUCAUCAGGGGUCCCUUCCUGGUGGCGUUGGGGAAGUCGUGGCACCCCGAGGAGUUUGACUGCGGGCACUGCCACACGUCGCUGGUGGAGCUGGGGUUCAUGGAGGAGGGGGGGUGCAUCUACUGCGAGCGCUGCUACGAGGAGUUCUUCGCCCCGGCGUGCGCGCGCUGCCAAAAGAAGAUCAUGGGGGAAGUGAUUAACGCCCUGAAGCAGACCUGGCAUGUGAACUGCUUCCUGUGCGCCUCCUGCAAGCAGCCCAUCCGCGACAACACCUUCCACCUGGAGGAUGGCCAGCCCUACUGUGAGAAAGAUUAUUACAGCCUGUUUGCCACAAACUGCCACGGCUGUGACUUUGCCAUUGAACCGGGAGACAAGUUCCUGGAGGCGCUGGGGUGGAGCUGGCACGACACCUGCUUCGUGUGUGCGGUGUGUAACACUGAUCUGGGAGGCCAGGCUUUCUACUCCAAGAAGGACAAGCCCCUGUGCAAGAAACACGCCCACAGCGUCAACAUCUGACCAAUCAGAGACCAGAGAAAGAAGACGACGACCUGUCAGCUGUCAUCAGACGUUAACAGUCUUUAAAUGUCCAAAUGCUGAAAUGAGAUCUUCCAGAGUAUAUUAUGCAGAUAUAUGGGGUUAUGGGUAUGGUAUUUAGCCUUAUCUUUCUUGCUGUUUGACCACUGUUUCUUCACUGUUGUGGUUAAUUGUUUUCAGCUAGGAAACGAUGCAGUUUUAUCCUGGUUGGCUUGCACUUUGCAGAAGAUUGCUUUGUUUGGGUGCCUUGUGAAAAAUCCCACAUGCUUUUAUAUGUCUCGAUUUAUUUAUCCACCAGAGCACGUAAUGUAUGACUAUAUAAGUGGAUGUUUUAUAGAAACCACACCCUCCUGAGGUGGAGCGUAUUUAGCGAAACCUCUGUAGUUUCGGCAGGCCUCGAUCAUCUGGUAUGAUGAUUGUGUGUUUUUUUUUGUUAAAUCUGUGUUCUUCAUCGAGAGAUUUAUUUAUUGCCGUAGUUACACGGAAAGUGAGUGGAGGUGGAGCGGUGUGGUUCAUUUAGACACAAACCUGCUGCUUCAAUCCCCCUUUAAACUUCAUACUCUGUCUUA
Messenger RNA from Anguilla rostrata (American eel), 2746 nucleotides. RefSeq names its product PDZ and LIM domain protein 5-like. Gene Ontology annotation, biological process: actin cytoskeleton organization; heart development; muscle structure development. NCBI's taxonomy places the organism in Eukaryota, Metazoa, Chordata, Actinopteri, Anguilliformes, Anguillidae. The transcript is spliced from 14 exons. Gene Ontology annotation, cellular component: Z disc; stress fiber; filamentous actin. Gene Ontology annotation, molecular function: muscle alpha-actinin binding; actin binding. The record is from RefSeq and is a predicted model, not a curated record. Bases 213 to 2159 code for a protein of 648 amino acids.